Molecule: messenger RNA, 677 nt
Organism: Prunus dulcis (almond)
Lineage: Eukaryota; Viridiplantae; Streptophyta; Magnoliopsida; Rosales; Rosaceae
Exons: 5
Coding region: 1-417 (138 amino acids)
Source: RefSeq, a predicted model, not a curated record
AUGAAUGUUAUUGGAUUGAAAAAAACCGCGGCUUCUCGAGACUUCCGUAGAUUGUUUGGUUCGCGACAGCCUGUCCUUUUAUGUCAUCAGCUCUCCUCGGACGCGACGUCAAAACAAGGCUUCUUCAGUCUCUCGCUCUCUUUGAGCUCAGAGCAUAGAUCAGUUGCAGGGAUUUAUUGUGUUUGUGAUCUUGUUUGGCUGUUUCAGCUUCACUCGCACAAUUCAAUAAUGUCCCGCGGAAGCCAGAGAGAGCGAGACCGUGAAAGGGCUCAGGCCAGGUCUGGCGGGAAAUCCAAGCAGCCCAAAAACGAUGGAUUAACCCCCGAACAACGCCGACAAAGGGACGCCAAAGCGCUGCAAGAGAAGGCGGCGAAGAAGGUGGCGCAGGCGGGAGGGGUCAGCGGCGGUAAAAAUUGACAUGGGUUGAAGAUUAGGGUUUAGAUGAAAUGGGAGUGUGUAAUGUAAUUGUGUGGUGAGCAUUAGAUGGGGGAUUUUAGGGUUUUGGAUUUUUAGUCUGUUUGAGUCUUUGAGAAUAUUGAGAUGAACAAUCUAAUUGAAAGUGUUUGUCUUGGUUGGCAUAUUGGCAUUGUGCUGUGUAUUGUUCGAUUCUGAAAGCUUUCAACUUUAUGCCUGGUAAUCUAGCAAUUGAAUUUAUGUGAUAUGCAAUUUACUAGCAA